AGCUCACCCAAAAAGAUGUCUCUCCUUUUAAUUUGCCUUCUGAAUUUUUUCAAACUCUCAUUUCAACAGUUUCCUCGACCAUGUACAUCUGCAGAUGCACUUCUCAAGAAAGAGUGUUGUCCAGUUUGGAACGGGGAUGGAUCUUCCUGUGGCAAGCUCUCUGGUAGAGGAUCAUGUCAAGACAUUUUAAUAACUGAGGCUGUAAAUGGACCUCAGUUCCCAUUCUCUGGGGUGGAUGAUCGUGAAAACUGGCCAUCUGUCUUUUACAACAGGACUUGUCAGUGCAACAAAAACUUUAUGGGUUUCAGUUGUGCAGACUGCAAGUUUGGCUUUACUGGUCCUAAUUGCACGGAACAACGAUUGUUGAUCAGGAAAGAUAUCUUUAGCCUCACAACAACUGAGAAGAACAAGUUUCUUGCUUACAUCAAUUUAGCCAAAUACACCAUCAGCCAAGACUAUCAAAUCGCCACUGGAACAUAUGCCCAGAUGAACAAUGGUUCAAAUCCUAUGUUCAAAGAUAUAACUGUUUAUGAUCUGUUUGUUUGGAUGCACUAUUAUACAUCUAAAGAUGCUUUAUUAGGCAAGUCAAAUGUUUGGAUAGAUAUUGACUUUGCUCAUGAAGGUCCUGGUUUCCUGACCUGGCACAGAGCUUUUAUGUUGCUGUGGGAAAGUGAACUCCGAAAGAUGGUACACGAUGACAAUUUUACUAUUCCAUAUUGGGACUGGAGAGAUUCAGAAAGCUGUGAUAUUUGUACUGAUGAAUAUAUGGGAGGCCGUCAUUCCACAAAUCCCAAUCUUCUGAGUCCUGCAUCUGUCUUUGCAGCAUGGCAGGUAAUAUGCACCAGGUCAGAGGAAUACAACAGUCGUGGAGUUUUGUGUAAUGGUGUUCCUGAGGGACCCAUUCAACGUAAUCCAGGGAACCAGGAUAAAGAGAGAACACCAAAGCUUCCAAUCUCAGCAGAAGUGGAAUUUUGUCUAACUUUGACAAAUUAUGAAAUGCCACCUUUUGAUAAACUUGCUAAUUUUAGCUUCCGGAAUACUCUAGAAGGUUUUGCCAAUCCAAAUGAUGCUAUAUCCAACACAUCACAGAGUGGUUUGCAUAAUGCCUUACACAUUUAUAUGAAUGGUACAAUGUCCAAAGUUGGUGGAUCAGCAAAUGACCCAGUCUUUUUACUUCACCAUGCUUUUGUUGAUAGCAUAUAUGAACAAUGGUUACGGAGACACGUGCCCCUUUGGACCGCCUUUCCAGCCACAAAUACACCAAUAGGCCACAGCAGUGACUAUUACAUGGUUCCCUUCAUUCCAAUAUACAGACAUGUUGAUUUCUUUAUUUCAACAAGAGAACUUGGAUAUGAUUAUGAUUAUCUGAUUGAAUCAGUACCACCUUCGAUUCAGGAAAUUCUGAGUCCCUAUCUUCAUGAAGCCCAGCGGAUUUGGCCUUGGCUGCUGAGUGCUGCAGUGGUUGGCUGCUUAGUGACAACCCUAUUUAAGUGUGCUGUUACACAGGCAUGUCAGAAGAAGAAGAAGAAACAAGGCUCCAUCUUUGAGGAGAGGCAGCCUUUGCUCAGUGAUGAUGAGUACCAGAGUACCUACCAAACAGCUAUGUGAACUGUCAGUUCAACAUUGACUACUGAUGAAUAUAAAAAUGUUAAUUAUAAAAUGACAAUUAUAAUCUAAUGCAACAGAAAAAAACAACAUAAUGCACUGACCCUCAACCCACAAACCCUGUCUUAAAUACAGAACAACAGCUUUGUCUGCUCAGAAAACUGAAACAACCCAGUACCUCCUCAUAACAUUGCUGCAUAAUCUUUCCCAUUAUGUUUGUCUCUUGUGUGACUCCAUUGGGCCAGAUUUUCUGAUAACAGACAAUCUAAAGACAUUAGCCAUCAGUUGGACUUACCUUUGAAUAUUUAGGAAUUUGACAUAGCAAUAGGAUAGAUUGGAUUUUUCUCUCACUCAAAAGAUGCUCUGCAUUUGUGCAAUUAAGUACUUAUCAAAUGUCCAUAUCAUUUACAUGCAUGAGAAUUCCCAUCAUCUCACAGCAAAUUAAAAAUUGAAAUCAACUAAUUAGAACCCACCGACUUCCUGAAGCAA
Messenger RNA from Chiloscyllium plagiosum (whitespotted bambooshark), 2094 nucleotides. It is a transcript of the gene tyr, whose product is annotated as tyrosinase. Gene Ontology annotation, biological process: melanin biosynthetic process; pigmentation. The record is from RefSeq and is a predicted model, not a curated record. Lineage: Eukaryota; Metazoa; Chordata; Chondrichthyes; Orectolobiformes; Hemiscylliidae. Gene Ontology annotation, molecular function: tyrosinase activity.